Terrapene triunguis (Three-toed box turtle) is the source of this 2410-nucleotide messenger RNA. RefSeq names its product hyaluronidase 2 (gene HYAL2). The coding region runs from base 128 to 1546 and encodes 472 amino acids. The record is from RefSeq and is a predicted model, not a curated record. NCBI's taxonomy places the organism in Eukaryota, Metazoa, Chordata, Testudines, Emydidae. The transcript has 4 exons. Gene Ontology annotation, biological process: hyaluronan catabolic process; carbohydrate metabolic process. Gene Ontology annotation, molecular function: hyaluronoglucuronidase activity; hyalurononglucosaminidase activity.
CGACGAGCGGGGCGGUGCUGGGCUCGUGGCCCUUUAAAAGGGGCUCGCUGGGGGGGGGGCAAUGGGGAGCUGAGUCUCAGGCUGUGACCUGAAGCCAUCCUGUGACUGAGCAGCCCAGUGAGAGAGAAUGCGGGGAGGCGCUGCGCUGGCAGUGCCAUGGCUCCUGGUCCUUGCUGUCACUGGCGGCCGUGGGCAGGAUGAGAAGCCAACCUUUGUCCCCCUUUUCACCCGGAAGCCCUUCAUUGUGGCCUGGAACGCACCCACCCAGGACUGCAGGCCCCGCUUCAAGGUCCAGCUGGACUUCAGCCUCUUUGACCUGCAGGCCUCGCCCAACGAGGGCUUUGUAGACCAGAACCUCACCAUCUUCUACAAGGAGCGCCUGGGCCUCUACCCCUACUAUGAUGAGCAGCAGGUGGCUGUGAAUGGGGGUGUCCCCCAGAACAGCAGCCUCCGGGAGCACCUGGACCGGCUCGAGGAGGGCAUCCGCAAGUACAUCCGCUCAGAGGCCAAGGAAGGGCUGGCUGUCAUUGACUGGGAGGAAUGGCGGCCCAUCUGGAUCCGCAACUGGCAGAACAAAGACAUCUACCGCAAGAACUCCCGGCAGCUGGUGCUGUCGCGGCACCCCGACUGGCAGGAGGACGUGGUGAACAAGGAGGCCCAGUACGAGUUUGAGAGCUCGGCCCGGAAAUUCAUGCUCCGCACGCUACAGUACGCCAAGAGCUACCGGCCCAAGCAGCUGUGGGGUUACUACCUCUUCCCGGACUGCUACAACCACGACUACAGCAAGAACCCAGACAGCUACACGGGGCGCUGCCCUGACGUGGAGAAGACACGCAAUGACCGGCUGUCCUGGCUCUGGAAGGAGAGCACAGCCCUCUACCCUUCCAUCUACCUAGACCAGGUCCUGGCCUCCUCUGAGAACGGCCGCAAGUUCGUGCGCUCGCGGGUCAUGGAGGCUCUGCGGAUCUCCCACCAGCACCACGACGGCUACUCGCUGCCUGUCUUCGUCUACGCCAGGCCCACCUACAGCCGUAAGCUGGACGUGCUGAGCAGGAUGGACCUGGUCUCCACCAUCGGCGAGAGCGCAGCCCUGGGGGCAGCUGGUGCCAUCUUCUGGGGCGAUGCAGACUACACCAAGAGCCAAAGCACCUGCCGGACUAUCAAGGCCUACCUGGAGGAGGAGCUGGGUCACUACAUCGUCAACGUCACCACAGCGGCUCAGCGCUGCAGCCAGGCACUGUGCCAGGGCUGGGGGCGCUGCCUGCGCCGGGACAGCACCGCCAACGUCUUCCUCCACCUCAACCCGCUCAGCUUCCAGAUCCGGCACCGGGGUGAGGCCGACGGGCAACAGCCAAUGCUGCGGGUGGAGGGGGAGCUGUCUGCCACCGACACCGCAUACCUACGGACCCACUUCCGGUGCCAGUGUUACCAGGGCUGGCAUGGGGACGCGUGCGAGCGGCAGCUGAGCACCCACAACAGUGGAGCCUGCCCGACCUGUGCCACUCUGGGACUCCUGGUGCUGGGGCUCCUGGCCUGCUUGGACUAGCUCGGCCCCUUACUCGGGUCCUCGUGGCAGUAGGCAGUCUUCUGGUGCUUAGCAUGGCAGGGGCAUGGGUGCAAUAGAUGGCACUUGUAGCCAGAGCCUGGUGUGCCCCUCCGUGGGGCAGACAGACUUAGAACCCAGGAGCCUUUUGUAUUUCAUUUAGUGCCGAUGUAGUGGAUCUAUUGGAGGUGGCCCCCUACCUGUGCCACAGCCGAGGGGGCGAGAGGUCCCUCCAGCGCUCCCUGCUGGCCAGCAGAGUGCCUGCAGCUGGGGGAUGGGGGAUGUUCUUGGGCAGUGAUGUAGGGGUAGGGGGCAGCCUGCAGCUGGGAGUCGGGGAAGAUCUGCCCUGGUGUGGAAAUACAAGGGCUGUGCCCUGGACUGGCUUCAUCCCCCAGGGCCAGGUCGCCCCUCCUUCCCUGCUGCUGGGUGUGCCCCAAUACAGAUCCUGGCCCCAUGGUGUGUGGGUGGGGGGGAUGCUCAUCCCCUCCCCGGCUCAGCAGAGGGCCAGGGGCCUCUCAGCAUGAGCCAAGCUGCACAGGGGGUGUGGGGUGCCCCCUAGCUCUACCCUAGCCUUUGUGGGGUGUGGAGGAGCAAGGGGAUGGCAGGGCCCUUCUUCUGUUGUAAGGAGGGGGGUGGAUAGGCAGUGAGCAGAGGAGUGUCGGGGAGGCAAGGCCUGAUGUGACAAAUACUACUGUAUGUGUCUGGAAACCCCCCUGGGGGCAGAGUUUAUGGGCUGUAGGAGGAUAUGCCCUUCAGUGCCUGAGUGAGGCAGGGGCUGGGCCAGGUGCCUCCCAGGAACCAGCCCCCUGCCUCUGUCAUCAAGAAACCAAAGUGCUUUACCUCACCAUUAAAGGCGGAACGAGAGAG